This is a messenger RNA of Sitophilus oryzae (rice weevil), 2521 nucleotides long. Its product is annotated as solute carrier family 12 member 8. The record is from RefSeq and is a predicted model, not a curated record. Gene Ontology annotation, molecular function: potassium:chloride symporter activity. Bases 383 to 2344 code for a protein of 653 amino acids. Lineage: Eukaryota; Metazoa; Arthropoda; Insecta; Coleoptera; Curculionidae. Gene Ontology annotation, biological process: chloride transmembrane transport; potassium ion homeostasis; potassium ion import across plasma membrane. The transcript is spliced from 10 exons. Gene Ontology annotation, cellular component: membrane.
GAUAAUAUACAUAACCUGAACUAUUUUCGUUUAAAAACAAAAUAUCAUCUCUAUCUUGCAUAUCCUUAUUUUAUUCAGAAAUAAAUAUUAGAAUUACAUUUGAAUUCUUAUAGCUAUUUUAGUGAGAGUUAACUAAACGUUACCAAAAGUGCUACUUAUUACUCCGAAUAUUUGUCGUUGGUUAUUUUAAUGACGUUGCCUAGGGGACACACCUGACACAUGGGCGAAAAAUAAUAACAAAACCGAUGAUGUUAAGUAUUUUUUUUGAAUGCUAAUAGAAGUAGAUAACAGAACAGAUAAAAUUAAUCUCAAUAAUGAUUUGGUCUAGUAUUUUUUAUUAAAAGAAUUUUUGAAUGUUUUUUAAUAUAUUAAUUAAGGAAUAAUGGAAGGAAAUAGUAGAGGAGAUAGUCGUAACAGGGAAAUAGAUUGGACUAAAUAUGGUUUAGGUACUGAAACAGCACAAAGGGUGCGAGCUAAUACUAGUGGAUUUGUUGACUUGUCAUCAGAAGGUCAUUAUGCUGCAGGGGGCCAUCAGGCCUCCGGAGCAAAUGAGCUUUUUGCCGAAGAACAAGGUGACACUCCAUGGUGGAAAUCUAAUUUUUUCAUAUCACAACCAGUCCUUUUUGGUACUUGGGAUGGUGUUUUUACAUCAUGCUUAAUUAACAUUUUUGGUGUUAUUGUUUUUUUGCGUGCUGGGUGGAUUGUCAGCCAAGCUGGUGUUAUUAGUGGUGUUUUAAUUGUACUAGCAACAGUGGCAACUGCAUUGAUAUCAGUAUUAUCAGCUGUGGGAAUAUGUGAAAGAUGUAGGAUAGAAAGUGGAGGUGUUUAUUUUGUACUAGGUCAUGUUCUGGGAUCUAGAUUUGGAGGAUCUCUUGGAUUAUUAUACUGUUUUGGCCAGGCAGUAGGUUGUGCCUUAAAUGUUUUGGGAUUUGGGGAAUCAAUGGCAGAACUAAUUGGUUUUGGUGAUUCUUCAUGGGCAGUACGUAUUAUAGCAAUAGUAGCUGUGUUAUUAUUGAGCAGCAUUAACAUAGCUGGUGUAAAAUGGGUGAUCAAAUUGCAGUUUGUUCUGUUACUAAUUUUGCUUUUAGCUGCACUAGAUUUUAUGGUAGGCAGCUUUGUACAUUCUGAUGAAGCCAAUGGUUUUGAGGGGUGGAUAAGUAACAAUUUAGAAUAUAACAUGUGGUCAAACUAUACAGAGGGUUAUAGCUGGUUUUCAGUAUUUGGAGUAUUUUUUCCCACAAUUACUGGAAUUUUGUCUGGGAUUAAUAUGAGUGGUGAUUUAAGAUCACCUUCAACAAACAUUCCAAAUGGAACCCUAGCAGCUAUCAGUUUUGCAACAUUUUUAUAUCUAGUGUUUAUUAUAUUUUUGGGGGCUACGUGUACAAGGCAUUUUUUGAAGGAAGACUACAUGAUUGCAGCAAAAGUUUCAUCCAUUGGUGUACUAUUUUUAGCAGGAUUAUACGUAUCCUCUAUGUCAAGCUGUUUAGGUGCCAUGUAUGGAACUCCUAGGGUAUUGCAGUCUAUUGCACUAGAAAAUGUUAUUCCUGGAAUAGGAAUAUUGGGGAUGGGAAGAGGACCAAACAAAGUGCCAUUGUAUUCAAUGGCUGUAGUAGCCACUGUAACUUUUGCCUUUAUAUUAAUUGGAAAUAUAAACACCUUAGCACCAAUAGUGACCAUGCCAUAUCUACUUACAUAUGCAUGCAUAGAUUAUUCAUACUUUGCUUUAGCACAAACUUUUGAUAUUCAACACCAAAGAGAACAAAGAUUUCAUAGGCCAAGGGUUCAAACAACAGUAAGUGUAGAUUCAGACACAAAUGAUCUAGAUAGGUUGUUUCCAGAAAGGACAAGGCAUAAAAAUCUGCGGGAGGAAUCUAGCUCUAAUUCGCCGUCUAGUCCUACCGAAAACUCUGAAACUACACCAAUAGCUCCAAAAAAUCAUAUCCAUUCUAAGCAGAAGAACUGGUAUUCACAUUUAUGCAACAGAUGGCUUUCCUUGAUUGGGGCUCUUAUAAAAAUUCUUAUAAUGUUUUUGGUGAGUUGGGUUUAUGCAAUUGCUUGCAUAAGUGUGGUAUUUUUAGUCUGGUUAUACAUUGGAACAGCCAAUCCAGCAGUAAAGCCUGGAUUAGCGAGUGAAUUUCACUUUUUAAGGUGGUUGAAAACAGUACUUUUGCGUUGCUUUGGCAAAAGGGUAACUGAUUAUGAACAAAUUGUUGUUACACCUGUGCAUCCAGGUUUAGAUGUGUCAACAGCACAAUUAAAUGAAGACAAUGAAGAUUUCUCAAAUAGAAGAAGAUAUCAUCAAUCUGCUACAGUAACUGGACACAUGGUAGACAUAGAUGACUAAUACAUUCUAAAUUGCAUCUGUUAACAAAACUAAAACAUAUACCAGCUUGUACUAAAAUUGAGUAAAAGCUUUCAUCUGCCAAAAUGUAUAGUUUUAAUUUAUUUAAGCAGAACUAUAAAUUAAUUUGUCUUUAUAUGUUGUACAUGUACAUCAAUAAUAAAUUAUUUUUAUAUACUA